AUGAUGCAGAGCGCAGCUGUCCCCGCGGAGGGGGCUGUCAAGGGGCUCCCGGAGAUGCUUGGUGUGCCGAUGCAACAGAUCCCUCAGUGCGCCGGCUGCAACCAGCACAUCCUGGACAAGUUCAUCCUGAAGGUCCUGGACAGACACUGGCACAGCUCUUGCCUCAAGUGUGCGGACUGCCAGAUGCAGCUCGCCGACAGGUGUUUCUCCAGGGCCGGGAGCGUCUACUGCAAGGAAGACUUCUUCAAGCGCUUCGGCACAAAAUGCACAGCCUGCCAGCAGGGCAUCCCCCCGACCCAGGUGGUGCGCAAGGCGCAGGACUUCGUCUACCACCUGCACUGCUUUGCCUGCAUCAUCUGCAACCGGCAGCUGGCCACGGGGGACGAGUUCUACCUCAUGGAGGACGGGCGGCUGGUGUGCAAGGAGGACUACGAGACGGCCAAGCAGAACGAUGACUCCGAGGCUGGAGCCAAGCGGCCCAGAACCACCAUCACAGCGAAGCAGCUGGAGACGUUAAAGAACGCCUACAAGAACUCCCCCAAGCCUGCCCGGCACGUGAGGGAGCAGCUCUCCUCGGAGACCGGCCUGGACAUGAGGGUCGUACAGGUUUGGUUUCAGAACCGAAGGGCCAAGGAGAAGCGCCUGAAGAAGGACGCGGGGCGGCAUCGCUGGGGGCAGUUCUAUAAGAGCGUCAAGCGGAGCCGGGGCGGCAGCAAGCAGGAGAAGGAGAGCUCUGCAGAGGACUGUGGGGUUAGUGACAGUGAGCUGAGCUUCCGAGAGGAUCAAAUUCUCUCAGAACUUGGCCACACCAAUAGGAUUUAUGGCAACGUGGGGGACGUUUCAGGCGGACAGUUAAUGAAUGGGAGCUUCUCCAUGGACGGGACAGGACAAUCCUAUCAGGACUUGAGGGAUGGGAGCCCCUAUGGAAUCCCCCAGUCUCCCUCCUCCAUAUCGUCCCUGCCAUCCCACGCUCCUUUGCUCAAUGGGCUGGAUUACACGGUGGACAGUAAUUUGGGCAUCAUUGGGCAUGCAGGGCAGGGAGUGAGCCAGACGCUGAGAGCCAUGGCUGGGGGACCCACCUCUGACAUCUCCACAGGAAGCAGUGUAGGCUAUCCCGACUUCCCAACGAGCCCAGCCUCUUGGCUCGAUGAAAUGGAUCAUCCUCCUUUUUAA
Molecule: messenger RNA, 1173 nt
Organism: Callorhinus ursinus (northern fur seal)
Lineage: Eukaryota; Metazoa; Chordata; Mammalia; Carnivora; Otariidae
Gene: LHX4
Product: LIM homeobox 4
Biological process (GO): neuron differentiation; regulation of transcription by RNA polymerase II
Cellular component (GO): nucleus
Molecular function (GO): DNA-binding transcription factor activity, RNA polymerase II-specific; RNA polymerase II transcription regulatory region sequence-specific DNA binding; zinc ion binding
Source: RefSeq, a predicted model, not a curated record